AUGGAGCCCAGUGAAACCCAGAGCAGCGAGAGCACCACUCGUGGUGAUCCUUCCUUACUUAACAUUGCAGAAAACAUACUGGAGCAGACUAAAGCCGUUACCAGGUACCUUCAGAACAAUAACCUCGCCGAGCCGACAUUUUAUCCUAAGUCGAGCCAGCCCCCCACCACGGAUGAGUACCUGCAACUGCAGAGUAGCCUGCGAACGUCUCUAGAAGACCUUCAACGGCUAGUCGAGGGCCCGAAGAGGUUUCUGCGGUCAUUCGUGACCAUGGGGUACGACAUUGCAGCCCUUCAGGUAGCUCUGGACUUUGACUUCUUCACACUCGUACCACCGGACGGAGACAUUUCCAUGGAGGAUUUGGCAGAAAAAGGGGGCCUGGACUUGGACCGGACAAGUCGAGUCGUUCGUAUGUUGAUAACGCAUCGCUUAUUUGACGAGAAACGACCAGGCUAUGUAUCGCAUAGUGCGAGUUCUCUUGUCUUGCUAGAAGAUGAGGAGUUGCGCUGUACUGUGCAAUACUCAUUCGACGAGAUGCUGAAAGCGGCUGCGGAUUCAAAUGUUAGUCUGAAACAAUACCCUUCUGAAUCAGACAGUACACAUUGUCCCUUCUAUACAAGACAUGGGCUUCCACUCUUCCAAUACUAUGCCAAAUACCCCGACAAAGCUGCGCGCUUUGCAAAAGCCAUGGCUGGGGCGACGAGAAUGGACCGCCACAUCAGAGAACUGCGAGACUGCUUCUCCUGGGGAGACCUUAAAGGUACUGUUGUCGACGUUGGCGGUGGGAGUGGUCAUAUCUCGAUGUCGCUAGCUCGGUCGUUCCCGCAUCUUAAUUUUGUGGUACAAGACGAGUCGACCAACAUGCUUGACGAAGGCCGUGCGAUUUUAACGGACGAUGUUAGGGAACGCAUCACCUUCGCGCAGCAAAGCUUCUUCGAGCCGCAGCCGGUUCGAGAAGAUGAUCCCGCAGCAGCGUAUCUACUUCGGCAAUGUGCGCACAACUGGUGCGAUCGAGAUCUUGUGACCAUUUUUCGGUCAAUCGUGCCGGGGCUAGAGUCAUCCGGGUCAGCUACACCGUUUCUGAUCAAUGAUAUCGUUAUGCCUGAGCCCGGUGAGAGCUGGCCACGGUUGCUAGAGCGGGAUAUUCGGCAGAUCGAUAUGAUCAUGCUAAUUGGCUUAGGCGCCAAACAGCGCACCAAGAGGGAAUUUGAGGCAUUGCUCAAAAAAGCAGAUGCACGAUACGAAAUCCUCAAGGUGCAUGCAACUGGUCCAAUGGGAUUGCUGGAGGUUUAUCUAAGACAGUGA
This is a messenger RNA of Annulohypoxylon maeteangense, 1305 nucleotides long. RefSeq names its product S-adenosyl-L-methionine-dependent methyltransferase. Gene Ontology annotation, molecular function: O-methyltransferase activity. The record is from RefSeq and is a predicted model, not a curated record. The transcript is spliced from 4 exons. Lineage: Eukaryota; Fungi; Ascomycota; Sordariomycetes; Xylariales; Hypoxylaceae. Bases 1 to 1305 code for a protein of 434 amino acids.